Metschnikowia bicuspidata var. bicuspidata NRRL YB-4993 is the source of this 5202-nucleotide messenger RNA. It is a transcript of the gene CCH1, whose product is annotated as Cch1p. The record is from RefSeq and is a predicted model, not a curated record. Gene Ontology annotation, cellular component: membrane; voltage-gated calcium channel complex. The transcript has a single exon. Bases 1 to 5202 code for a protein of 1733 amino acids. Gene Ontology annotation, biological process: calcium ion import across plasma membrane. NCBI's taxonomy places the organism in Eukaryota, Fungi, Ascomycota, Pichiomycetes, Serinales, Metschnikowiaceae. Gene Ontology annotation, molecular function: high voltage-gated calcium channel activity; calcium ion binding.
AUGCGCGAUUCUUUAGAUGAUUCCUAUUUUGUCUCUGACCACAACACCUCCUUACACGGAAAGUCGCUCGGGAUUUUUGGUCCAAAGUCCCCCUUCAGAAAUUGGUGUCACAAAGUUGUUUCCCACAAGUUCACAAACUUGGCAGUCACCGUCAUCAUCUUUUUCCAGACUGUUCUUUUGGCCCACAGACAAUGGAAUCCCAUGAAGGAUUACGGAUAUUAUUUUGACGGCUACUCUGCGGGGGACUAUAUUUUAGUCAUCAUAAAUUGCUUAUACACCGCUGAAAUGGCGAUGAAGACUGUUUCAUACGGGCUCUACGAUGAUCGAGUCAUGUUCAAAAAUUUAGGUAUGGAAUACCCAAAACGAAACUCAAUUUUAGGAAACAGCUACUUUUAUUCGCUUUUGCUGGAAAAAGUCUCUCAUGGCAUUAUUUAUUUGAGACAUUUGAGGUCAACAUUGUCGCCGAAUCAGUCCAAGUCAAAUAAAGGACAAGAGUUGUCAAGUAUGAAUGACAACACAACGUCCGUUUAUGGGAUAGCUGCACAAGUCUCCACGCGAGAAAAGUUUCAGUAUCCUGGUCUUCAUAUCUCGCGAUCAAACAAUUCAAUAUCAGAUAGAAACGAUGCACUGUCCUCACUUUCCCCAUCAAACCCAAGACGAAAAGGUCUUUUCAAGCUGAAUACUUUCUUCCGCCUGGACUAUUUGAGCAAUGUCUUAGGUGAUCUGCAAAUAAAGCGUGCUUUUCUUCGUGACAAUUGGCAGAGAUUGGACUUCAUAGCUAUUCUUUCAUUUUGGAUUUCAUUACCGAUGUCAUUGAAUCACUGGGACGCCGCUCAUCAUGUGAUGAUUUUCCGUGCAUUGAGCUGUAUUCGUAUUCUCCGGCUUUGCAAAUUGACGGAUGGUACCAACAUGAUACUCAGAGCUUGCGAAUCUUGUCUACCGCAGUUGAUCGAUGUGGGUAUAUUUAUUGCCUGCUUCUGGUUCAUCAUUGGAAUUGUUGGUGUUCAAUCCUUCAAAUCAUCCCUAACAAGACAUUGUGUCUGGACGAACCCAGAUGAUCCAUCUGAGGUGUAUAUUGACACAGAUCUGUAUUGUGGCUCAUACUUAGGAACAGACGGUGAAAUUUAUUCUUAUCUAGACAGGAACGGCAAUCAUGCCGCUUAUCCCAAGGGUUUCAGAUGUCCUGUGAAUUCAGUAUGCCAGAGCGGGGAGAAUCCUUACAAUGGGACGGUGAAUUUUGAUAAUAUUCUCCAAUCGAUGCAAAUGGUGUUCGUGAUGAUAAGUGUUAACACGUUUUCGGACAUUAUGUACAAUUUGACCGACACGGACAGCUUAGCUGCUUCAUUGUUCUAUAUUGUUGGAAUAUUCAUUUUAACAGUGUGGCUCAUGAACAUCUUCACUGCUAUUAUUGUUUCCUCCUUUAAAAACAUACAACUUGAGGCCGCGGAAGAACAAAAGCGAGCUUCGGGAAAGCUGAAAAAAAAGACCCUCAUAAAGCAGAUUUUCAACAACGAAGUUCACAACAACAAGGUUCUUGAGUUGAUUGAAAAGAAGCCACUCUUGAAGAUGUAUUACCGCUUUGAAUUCAUAUUCAUUUUGGUCAUCUUUGCAUCUCUAAUCACCCAGAUGUUUCGAGAUAGUACCAUGUCUGAGGCGCGAGCGCAUAAAUUGUACAUAGUAGAGUCUGUGUUCACUCUGAUUUUGUUGCUUGAAAUCAUUAUCAGGUUUACGUUGUACAUGCCAAGCGUUAAGACAUUUUUUUUGUCCAGAGGAAAUUGUUUCGACUUGAUUCUUGCCACUAUCACAUCCAUAAUGAUUCUUGGCCCUGUCAAAAACAAACUCGGCCAUACUUAUUACUGGCUUACAUUUUUUCAAUGUGCCAGAUUUUACAGAGUGGUCUUAUCAUCCAGAAUCACGUCUGAUCUUUGGAUAAAGAUUUUUCGAAACUUCAAGCCAAUAUAUGAUCUCACGUUGUUUUAUUUCAUUCUUUUGUUUUUGGGCGGGAUCAUUGUUGCACGUUACUUCGAGGGAACAAUUCCUCCCGAUGAUGUUGAUACCGUUAUAUUUGCGAUGCACACACUACCAAACACGCUAAUGUCUCUUUAUGUUAUAACAUCUACAGAAAAUUGGGCGAAUAUCAUGUACGGCCUUCAAGAAUAUGCUACUAGCACCUUUCAAAGAGCUAUGGGCUCGAUAUUACUUGUGCUAUGGUUCAUGAUCACCAACUUGAUUGUGAUGAAUAUUUUUAUUGCUGUCAUUGCAGCCCCAAUGGAAAUUUCAAUUGAGGGUCGUAAGAAGUAUCAAGUAAGACACUUCAUUAACGAUAUGACUGAAAGACUUCAGACUGUCAGGGUAAAUCCAGGGUGGAUCCAAAAGCUAAAAUCAAAAGCUUUCAAGCCAAAGGAAGAAAAAAAUAUGGAGAAAGCCAUUACAAAUUUGCUUUUGAGUGGAAGAGCGGUGAAUGAAUUCUUAGAUGGGGAUGAACUUGCGGCUGAGAGAAAUCAAAAUGAUUUGGAAACACAUAAAAAUGUUAUCGUACGGUGGUGGGCUUCGAAAUUAAAGAGCACAAAAAAGUUCUUCCAAAAUCCGUUUUAUUCCAAAAGAUCCAUGGAGACAGAUGUCUCCAAUUUCAAUCCCGCUGAAUUUGCGACAAGAGUUAUAACGGAGAGGCGAAAGCUAAUUUCUGAACAGGACCAGUACUUGAAGGAAAAUCCAAAUUUCAACACUGUGUUCUAUGUAUUGGGACCUCGCCAUAAGUUAAGGAGAUUAUGUCAAAAAAUUGUCCCAUCUAGUCACGGUGAAAGAAUUGAUGGCACAGAGCCCAAUAAAAUUGUGGCAGAAAUUUUUUCUUUAUUCAUGUUUCUUUCGACGAUUGGUAUUGUUGCAACAGCAUGUUAUCAAACACCACUCUAUCGUAGUGAAAUGACUCAAAAGUUUGGAAAGUGGAACUGGACUUUCUACAUUGAUACUUGCUUUAUGGCAAUAUUCACUAUUGAAUUUUUUGUGAAAGUUGUUGCUGAUGGCUUCUUGUUUACUCCAAAUGCUUAUGUCAGGUCUUCCUGGAAUUGGCUUGAUUUUGGUGCACUUGGCUCGUUGUGGAUUGAGUUCAUCGCAUUUUUGAAGAAUGAUAGUGAAUUGUCCCGAAUUGUGCGGGGGUUGAAAGCACUAAGAGCUUUGAGAAUUCUCACGAUUAGUGAGACGGCAAAAAACAAUUUUCAUUACACCAUGAUUUCCGGUUUUGGGAAGAUUUUGAGUGCUGCAAUCAUAUCCCUUACUUUACUUCUUCCAUUUUCCGUAUGGGGAUUGAAUAUCUUCAACGGAAGACUCGGAUAUUGUCUCGAUGAGGCUUCUGGUGUCGCUGAAUGCUACAAUGAAUAUCGGAAUGAGGUAUAUGACUGGGAAAUCGUAAGCCCCAAAGUUUAUGUUGAGCCUAUGCUUGAAUUUAACGAUUUCAGAUCUUCAUUUUCAUCUCUAUAUCAGAUUGUUUCCUUGGAAGGAUGGAGUGAUCUUUUGGUCAAUGUCAUGCAAAGCACUGGCGUGGGAACUCCUCAAAAGAUGUUUGCAAGUCCGGUAAGUGGGUUGUUUGUCAUUCUUUUUAAUUUUGUCAGCACCGUUUUCAUUCUUACUUUGUUUGUUUCGGUCAUUAUUAAUAAUUACUCGAAAGUUACUGGAAGGGCUUACUUAACACCGGUACAAGUGCAGUGGUAUCACGUCAAAAAAUUUCUCCUACAAGUCAAGCCAUCCCAGAGGAAGGGAGCUGAAUCUUUGACUGGCAUUCGGAAAUUUUGCUACAUGAUAACUGUCGAGAAAAAUCGGGUUUGGACAUUUGUUCUAAAUUCAGGGUUAUUGUUGCAUAUCUUUGUGUUGCUUCUUGAGGCGUUUCCUUCGAUUGUUCCCAAUACUUUCCGUUACUCUUGCUUCAUGAUAGUAUCAUCCUGUUUUCUUGCCCAUUUCAUCAUGUUGAUUAUCGCUCAGAAGCUUGGUGGAUUCAUUCAAAACAAAUGGAAUGUUUUCUCGCUGCUUGUUGUAUUUGGUGCAUGGAUCACAACAAUCUUAGCUUUCUUCAUCAACUCCGACAAUCUAUUCAUUAAUUUUAACAAGAUGUUCUUGGUUGGCCUUUUAAUCUUCCUUUUUCCGAGAAGUGAUCGCUUGAAUCAGUUGAUGAAAUUUGCAUCCGCAUCGUUCCCAUCGUUAUUUUCCUUGAUAUUCACAUGGUUUGUUAUUUUCAUCAUGUAUGCAAUUGCCAUGAAUCAGAUUUUUGGAAUGACCAAAAUCGGCCCGAACACAAGCGGGAACAUAAAUUUGAGAUCGGUUCCGAAGUCAUUGAUUCUUCUUUUUCGAUGCUCUUUUGGAGAAGGUUGGAACUACAUUAUGGAUGAUUUUACCCUAGAAGAGCCUUUCUGCCAGUCGGGAACAUCCAAUGGAGAUUCUGAUUGCGGCAGCAAAGAAUAUGCAUACUUUUUGUUCAUGUCAUGGAAUGUGAUUUCGAUGUAUAUCAUGUUGAACCUUUUCGUCUCGCUUAUCUUGGACAGUUUUAGUUAUAUUGCUGGUGGAAAGCAAUACGCUCAUUUAAUCAGCCGUCCGGAGAUUAGAAAGUAUAAGAAAUGUUGGCAAAAAUUCGACCCACAAGGCACAGGGUACAUUUCACCACAGGACUUGCCCCGGUUUCUUCACCUGCUUGAUGGCGCUUUGAGCUUUCACUUCUAUAGCGGUGUGUUGAGUGUUCCGGAACUAUGCUCCAGAUGGAUUACCCGAAAUAGUUUGACCAAUCCGUACGAUAUUGACAUUGAUUACAGCGAGAUAAACUCCAUAUUACUGAUGGUCAAUAUUUCAAAGAUCCAGGAGCGGAGAAAAGUGUAUGAGCAGUUUACCGAAAAGGCCAUCAUGAGCAUGCAAUUGCACGAGGAGCCAGGGAUUUCAUUCACAAAGCUUCUCAUACAAAUACCUUUGUACAGCUCUUUCAACCAAAAUGAAUGCUUGAUUUUCAUUGACUACAUGGAGACCGAUCUCAUGGAGAAAAAAGUGGCCGAGAGGUUGAGAAAAAAGAGAUGCUACGAAUUAAUUGAAGGGUACGCGUGUCGGUGGAGGUUCUUGAGAUGGAAACACGGCAAGAUCCUGACAGAAGAGUUUUUGAAGAGAGACCCUCAGCCCCUUCCCGAAUCACUCUAUCAGGAGGACACAUAUCCUGAUCAUUUGGGAUAA